This is a messenger RNA of Oppiella nova, 1289 nucleotides long. The record is from the annotation of a GenBank genome assembly. NCBI's taxonomy places the organism in Eukaryota, Metazoa, Arthropoda, Arachnida, Sarcoptiformes, Oppiidae.
CUCAAACAGUUUGAGUGGUAACGCAAACAGCGAUAUGAAGUGCAUUGAGAUCUGAUAUAAAGUACUCGCAGUUUUGAGUCAAAACUUUGAGUAACUUUUUUGACACAACAUCUCAAUCCGAUUGUCUGACAACUCGUUUGGACACUAAAUACAAGAACUUGUGAUCAAAAGCCAUGAACCGAGUGGUGGUAGUGCCGGGUCUGAGGACACCCUUCCUGAGGGCCAACACACACUUCAAAGAUGUCAAGGCUUUUGAACUGUUAAGACACGUAUUGAUCGCAUCCGUCAAUAAAGUGGAUAAUUUGAGCCGAAAUGACAUCAGUUAUGUGGUCGCGGGACAGACCUUUCAUACGGAUAACUCGAAUAUAGCGCGCGAUUCGGUCUUAACGGCCGGUUUUGAUGUCAGCAAAACUGGUGCCCAUUCAGUGACAAUGGCCUGCAUUAGUGCCAAUCAGGCCAUCACUUCUGUGGCCUCUUUGAUCGCCACCAAUGAAAUCGAUUGCGGCAUCGGUUGUGGUGUCGACACAUUGUCUGAUCCGCCAAUUCGUGUGACCCGUGCUCUCAGGCGAUGGCUCUUAGACAUGAAUAAAGUUAAGGGAAAUUCCAAGAGAAUAGGAAUGCUUUUCAAACUGAGACCUUCGAUGGCGUUUGGCUUCGAGGCGCCGCCAAUCGCUGAGUUUACCACAAACGAGACAAUGGGUCAGUCGUGCGAUCGGGUGACCAAAGCAUUCAAUGUCUCGCGCGAAGAACAGGACAAGUUUGGCGUCCGAUCCCAUGAAAUGGCAGAUAAGGCACAAAAGGCUGGUCUCCUGUCAGACGUGGCGCCGAUGUUAGUGCCGAAAGUUGGUCUUGUAGACAAAGACAAUGGGAUCCGUUUGACUACCUAUGAAAAGAUAGCUCAGUUGAAGCCGGCGUUCACGAAGACGGGAACCGCCACGGCUUCCAACUCUUCAUACCUGACAGACGGCGCCUCCGCUACUGUUCUCAUGUCCGAAGCGAAGGCCAAGAAAUUGGGUUUAAAGCCGCAGAUUGUGAUCAAAGACUACACGUACGCCGCCAUCGAUCCCAAAGAGCACCUGCUGUUAGGUCCGGCCCACGCGACCACUAAACUGCUUAAGAAGAAUAAUCUGACGCUAAGAGACAUCGAUGUCUUCGAAGUGCACGAAGCCUUCAGCGGACAAGUGUUGGCUAAUCUCAAGGCAAUGGAUUCAGAGGAAUACUCGCAGACAAAAAUUGGUACAAAAAAGUUGGGUUUAAUACCGAUGGAGAAGCUGAACACAUGGGGCGGU